Molecule: messenger RNA, 881 nt
Organism: Capsicum annuum
Lineage: Eukaryota; Viridiplantae; Streptophyta; Magnoliopsida; Solanales; Solanaceae
Product: protein DOG1-like 3
Biological process (GO): DNA-templated transcription
Molecular function (GO): sequence-specific DNA binding
Source: RefSeq, a predicted model, not a curated record
UAGUCAUGAAUUUGUUACAAAACCAAAAAUGGCAAAUUCAAGCUCUGAUAGAUAUAAACAAGAAAAAUUAUAUGAGUCAUGGAUGAACAAUCAACAAGAAGAGCUAAAAGAGCUUCAAAAUUUCAUCAUUCGUGCUCGAAAUUCGAGCACGAAUGAUGUCGAAUUGCAUGAGUUACUACAAAAAAUUAUGGGCAAUUUCCAAGGGUACGUAAACGGCCGUAAUCGACUCGCACGAGUCGACGUAUCGCCGUUCUAUGCACCCACUUGGUGCACCCCUUUAGAAAACUCGGUCUUAUGGAUAGGCGGAUGUAGACCGUCGUUCAUAAGGCAUAUUUAUGCGCUAUCCGGAAUCGAAAUCGAGUCUCGUAUCGCGGAGUAUCUACAGGGUAUAAAAAUUGGUGACUUUGGUCAACUUUCUGCUAAGCAAAUUACCAUGAUUGAUAAGCUGCAAAGACAAAUUAUUAUAGAAGAAAAUAAACUUUCUUCUAGGUUAGCUAGCUUGCAAGAAGAUGUUGUUGAUCAACCAAUAGCUAUGGCAGCUAAAAUUUGCGACCGCAUCGAACAAGGCGAAAGUGAAAAAGAGCCAUUAAAUAAACUUGGUGAAGACAUGGCAAAUUUACUAGAAGAAGCUGAUGAAUUGAGGAUGAAGUCACUAAAGGAGAUAUUGGGCAUAUUGACACCAAUUCAAGGUGUGGAAUACUUAGCAGCAGCAAAGAGAAUAAGGCUAUGUUUGCAACAAUGGGGGAAGAAGAGGGAACAAGAACAUAAUAGUAAUAGCAAUUAAUUAGCUAGAGAUCAUUAUGCUAUGGGAUUAUUAGUGUUUGUUAUGAUAUAUAACAGAGAGAAUGAUCAUAAAAACAUGAACUGUCAUUUUUUUGCGA